UUAUACCAUUUCACAAACUUUUCUUCUCCUUCUCACUCCAACCUCUUUAUUUAUCCCAAAACCAGAGCUGUUCCAUCUUCAAACCCCCAAAGCUCCCAUUAUCAGAAAAAAUGAAAAUCAAAUUCUCCCUCUGCUUUAGGCCUGUUGUUGUAGAAGCAGAGGAGGAGUGUGAUCAGAAGCACCAUGAUCAUCAUAUGUACUAUGAUCCUGUCUCUACAGAUAUUGUUCCCGGAGCAAACCCCGGGAAACUUACAUCAUCAGCCAGAAGAUCAUCUUACACUGCUUCCGGCCAUAAACUCCGGAAGCUAUUCAAGAACUUUUCCGGCCAUUCUUUUCAGCAUCCUUCUAGGGAAUGUUUCGCCAUAUUGGUAAGCGAUUCUGGGAAAAACUCAGACAUCACUAAUGAUAAAGCUGAUGAAGAAAAAGAAGAAGAAAAGAAGUCCAUUGAUGGGCAGAGAUCAUCUGAAGCGAAAACGUUGGGAUCAAAUCCAGAAAUACCUAAGACGAUGACUAGUUGUACUUCUUCCUUUUCGAGCUGUCGGGUGUCAUGUUUCUUCAGAACAAUUGUUUUUGUCCUAUUUGCGACCGUUCUUUGGGGCAGAAUUGGAGCCAUUAUAGUGAUAACGUUAUGGUUGGGCUCUGUGCGCUGGUGGAGUGGGUGUUUUCCGGCGACAGGAAAAAACCCGGGGUGGCGGCUUCUUGGGGGAAACCUGAAACAUAGAUAGAAUCCGACAAGAACUAUUGCCUUUGCUAUGUACGUUUGUUUGUUUAGAUUUUUAUAAACUGUACACUCUAAUGAAAUGUGGCACAUUUUGAUCAAAUGAUGAUAAGCUAAACAACUUUUUACAAUCCAA
This is a messenger RNA of Cuscuta europaea, 854 nucleotides long. The record is from the annotation of a GenBank genome assembly. Lineage: Eukaryota; Viridiplantae; Streptophyta; Magnoliopsida; Solanales; Convolvulaceae.